This is a messenger RNA of Papilio polytes (common Mormon), 988 nucleotides long. RefSeq lists its product as uncharacterized. The transcript has a single exon. Lineage: Eukaryota; Metazoa; Arthropoda; Insecta; Lepidoptera; Papilionidae. The coding region runs from base 19 to 711 and encodes 230 amino acids. The record is from RefSeq and is a predicted model, not a curated record.
UCAGACAAAGCCGAUAACAUGAAUACUGCAGUAUUCGGUCUCAUAGUUAUUCUUGCAACCAAAACGGGUUCUCUUCUAUCAACACGCGAAAACGUACUUCAAGAUACCGACCAUGGAGUUUUUCUACGAAAAUUGCAAACAACAAUUCGAAGUGAUCCAGAUGAAGAAGCAAAAUCUUUGUCAUGGAGUGAAAUUUUAGCUGAUAUCUUAGUUAAUAAAAUUGGUCUAUCGAAAAUUCUACCAGAAGAGAAUGAGCAAGUUGCAGAAAAUAAUACACAAAACAAUGUGCUUACUAAAAUAUGCAGCGUCGUACUAAAUGUGUAUAAACAUUUCAUUUACGACAAAUACUUUCAAAAGCCAGCUGAAGAUGUACCAACUUCAAGUAAAAGCGAAGUUACGGAGAAGAAUAUUGAACUACAGGAACUGGAAUCGAAUACUCCAGGAGAUAACGAUUUUGAUGUGAUUACAAUAAACCCGGACGUGGAAAUAAUCGAACCUAAAUAUCAUGGGAAAUUAUGUAGCGAUUGCGAUAAUCAUAACGUCGUAAAGAAAGAAGUUGAACAAAAAAUUAUUUGUCCAGAAGGUCUUGUUAAGGAUACCAAUGGGAAUUGUGUGGAUCCAAAAUCAUUGAAUUAUAUGAUCUCUAUCCCUUAUCAAUGUCCUAUUGGCUACAGGCUUACUUGGUCUGGAUAUUGUAGACCGAUAUUUUAAAAUUGCAAUUUUUUAAAAGGCAUAAAUCAAUAAUUACCCAAAGAGGUAGGCGGAGAUCACAACCCCCAUUUGCUGCGAUCCUGACAUCUAAAUUCAUGUGUGCAUGCAAUUGGUUUCGGGUCCUCUUGAUGCCGCCCUUCUUGAGUAUUUAAUCUGGAUACAUCUAUUAAAGAAAAUUAUUAUUCAUUUGGAGAAAAUACAGUUAUCUUAAAACUACAAAAGACUGUGUUAAUAAUAUUAAUGUCUUAUUGAUAGUGAUUCUUGUGUUAUUUAACUU